AAGACCUGGCGCCCCCAGCCCGCGAGAUCGGGCGCGCGCAGGACGGCCGGGACACCCCGCUGGGGAUGCGCCGAGGGCCCCGCAUUCGCGCCGCCCAGAGCUAGGGCUCUGCCCGGAGCCCAUGAGCACCAUGCGCCUGCUGACACUCGCCCUGCUUUUCUCCUGCUCCUUUGCCCGUGCCGCCUGCGACCCCAAGAUUGUCAACAUCGGAGCCGUGCUGAGCACGCGAAAGCAUGAGCAGAUGUUCCGUGAGGCCGUGAACCAGGCCAAUAAGCGGCAUGGCUCCUGGAAGAUUCAGCUCAACGCCACCUCGGUCACCCACAAGCCCAACGCCAUCCAGAUGGCCCUGUCGGUGUGCGAGGACCUCAUCUCCAGCCAGGUCUACGCCAUCCUAGUUAGCCACCCACCUACCCCCAACGACCACUUCACUCCCACCCCCGUCUCCUACACAGCCGGCUUCUACCGCAUCCCCGUCCUGGGGCUGACCACCCGUAUGUCCAUCUACUCAGACAAGAGCAUACACCUGAGCUUCCUUCGCACGGUGCCGCCCUACUCCCACCAGUCGAGCGUCUGGUUCGAGAUGAUGCGCGUCUACAGCUGGAACCACAUCAUCCUCCUGGUCAGCGACGACCACGAGGGCAGGGCCGCCCAGAAGCGCCUGGAGACGCUGCUGGAGGAGCGCGAGUCCAAGAGUAAAAAAAGGAACUAUGAAAACCUCGACCAACUGUCCUAUGACAACAAGCGUGGACCCAAGGCUGAGAAGGUGCUGCAGUUCGACCCGGGGACCAAGAACGUGACGGCGCUGCUGAUGGAGGCACGCGAGCUGGAGGCCCGGGUCAUCAUCCUCUCUGCCAGCGAGGACGACGCCGCCACCGUGUACCGCGCAGCCGCGAUGCUGAACAUGACAGGCUCCGGGUAUGUGUGGCUGGUGGGGGAGCGAGAGAUCUCGGGGAACGCCCUGCGCUACGCCCCGGACGGCAUCAUCGGACUGCAGCUCAUCAAUGGCAAGAACGAGUCGGCCCACAUCAGUGACGCCGUCGGUGUGGUGGCCCAGGCGGUGCACGAACUCCUGGAGAAGGAGAACAUCACCGACCCACCUCGGGGCUGCGUGGGCAACACCAACAUCUGGAAGACAGGGCCGCUCUUCAAGAGGGUGCUGAUGUCCUCCAAGUACGCAGACGGGGUGACAGGCCGUGUGGAGUUCAACGAGGACGGGGACCGGAAGUUCGCCAACUACAGCAUCAUGAACCUGCAGAACCGCAAGCUGGUGCAAGUGGGCAUCUACAACGGCACCCACGUCAUCCCCAACGACAGGAAGAUCAUCUGGCCAGGUGGAGAGACAGAGAAGCCCCGAGGGUACCAGAUGUCCACCAGGCUGAAGAUUGUGACGAUCCACCAGGAGCCUUUCGUGUACGUCAAGCCCACGCUGAGCGAUGGCACAUGCAAGGAGGAGUUCACGGUCAAUGGGGACCCGGUGAAGAAGGUGAUCUGCACAGGACCCAAUGACACGUCACCGGGCAGCCCACGCCACACAGUGCCUCAGUGCUGCUAUGGCUUCUGCAUUGACCUGCUCAUCAAGUUGGCGCGGACCAUGAACUUCACUUAUGAGGUGCACCUGGUGGCCGAUGGCAAGUUUGGCACUCAAGAGCGGGUGAACAACAGCAAUAAGAAGGAGUGGAACGGGAUGAUGGGCGAGUUGCUCAGCGGGCAGGCGGACAUGAUCGUGGCGCCCCUGACCAUCAACAAUGAGCGUGCACAGUACAUCGAGUUCUCCAAGCCCUUCAAGUACCAGGGCCUGACCAUUCUGGUCAAGAAGGAGAUCCCCCGAAGCACGCUGGACUCGUUCAUGCAGCCCUUCCAGAGCACACUGUGGCUGCUGGUGGGGCUAUCGGUGCACGUGGUGGCGGUGAUGUUGUACCUGCUGGACCGCUUCAGCCCCUUCGGCCGGUUCAAGGUGAACAGUGAAGAGGAGGAGGAGGACGCGCUGACCCUGUCUUCGGCCAUGUGGUUCUCCUGGGGUGUCCUGCUCAACUCGGGUAUCGGGGAAGGCGCCCCCCGAAGCUUCUCAGCGCGCAUCCUGGGCAUGGUGUGGGCCGGCUUCGCCAUGAUCAUCGUGGCCUCCUACACCGCCAACCUGGCGGCCUUCCUGGUGCUGGACCGGCCCGAGGAGCGCAUCACCGGCAUCAACGACCCGCGGCUGCGGAAUCCCUCGGACAAGUUCAUCUACGCGACUGUGAAGCAGAGCUCGGUGGACAUCUACUUCCGGCGGCAGGUGGAGCUGAGCACCAUGUACCGACACAUGGAGAAGCACAACUAUGAGAGCGCGGCCGAGGCCAUCCAAGCCGUGCGCGACAACAAGCUUCAUGCCUUCAUCUGGGACUCCGCGGUGCUGGAGUUUGAGGCCUCGCAGAAGUGCGACCUAGUGACCACUGGCGAGCUGUUCUUCCGCUCAGGCUUCGGCAUCGGCAUGCGCAAGGACAGCCCCUGGAAGCAGAACGUCUCCCUGUCCAUCCUCAAGUCCCACGAGAACGGCUUCAUGGAAGACCUGGACAAGACGUGGGUGCGGUACCAGGAGUGUGACUCGCGCAGCAACGCCCCUGCUACCCUUACCUUCGAGAACAUGGCAGGGGUCUUCAUGCUGGUGGCUGGGGGCAUUGUGGCCGGCAUCUUCCUGAUCUUCAUUGAGAUCGCCUACAAGCGACACAAGGACGCUCGCCGGAAGCAGAUGCAGCUAGCCUUUGCCGCGGUGAACGUGUGGAGAAAGAACUUGCAGGAUAGAAAGAGUGGUAGAGCAGAGCCCGACCCUAAAAAGAAAGCCACAUUUAGGGCUAUCACCUCCACCCUGGCUUCCAGCUUCAAGAGACGUAGGUCCUCCAAAGACACGCAGUAUCAUCCCACUGAUAUCACGGGCACGCUCAACCUCUCAGAUCCCUCGGUCAGCACCGUGGUGUGAGGCCCCCGGAGGCGCCCACCUGCCCAGUUAGCCCGGCCAAGGACACUGAUGGGUCCUGCUGCUCGGGAAGGCCUGAGGGAAGCCCACCCGCCCAAGACUGCCCACCCUGGGCCUCCCGUCUGUCUGUCCGCCCUGCUGCCUGGCGGGCAGCCCCUGCUGGACCGAGGCUCGGACCAGAGCGGCUGAGGACAGGCCAGAGCUGAGCUGGCUGGGCAGGGCCACAGGGCACUCCGGCAGAGGCAGGGCCCUGGGGUCUCUAAGCAGUGGGGAGAGGGGCUAACCUGGCCAGAGGGGCUUGGAGCAGAGACUGAAGCCCCAUCCUUCUCCAGCCACUACCAGAGCCACAGUGGGGGUGCGAGGCCCCAACUGGCUGGGCCACCCCCUCCUCCAGCGCCUGCUCCUGGCAGCCUCAGCUCCACCCCUCUUUUCUGACCCAUUUCCCUUCUCUGCUUGACCCUAGCCAUCCAGCUGGCCCUGCCCGUCCCCCAGUGGCAGACUCUGACCCUCAGCUGGCAGCUGCCUCCUAGGAGCGCGCUGGGGUUCCCCCACUGCCUCCGACCUUCUCCAAUCCCCACGAGGGCUGGGCCAGCUAUUCGCGUCCUCCAGCCCGCAGCCCAAGAUAGGCUCCCCGCCCCCGCCAACCACCACACUGGCUCGGGACUGUCCUCAGCCCUGCCCGCCAACCUGUACAGGCCCAGCCCUUCCCGUGUCGAGCGCGUGCCUUCCCCAUGCGGCCCGUGCGCAGCCGCGCGCUGCCCCUCCGCCCGGGGGCCCGGCGCGCGCCGCCCCCUGACCCGGUGUGUGCAGUGGUGAUGUCUAAAGGAAUGUCACGGAA
Molecule: messenger RNA, 3788 nt
Organism: Leopardus geoffroyi (Geoffroy's cat)
Lineage: Eukaryota; Metazoa; Chordata; Mammalia; Carnivora; Felidae
Gene: GRIN1
Product: glutamate ionotropic receptor NMDA type subunit 1
Exons: 21
Coding region: 122-2953 (943 amino acids)
Biological process (GO): monoatomic ion transport; chemical synaptic transmission; regulation of membrane potential
Cellular component (GO): NMDA selective glutamate receptor complex; neuron projection; plasma membrane
Molecular function (GO): NMDA glutamate receptor activity
Source: RefSeq, a predicted model, not a curated record